Messenger RNA from Betta splendens (Siamese fighting fish), 1613 nucleotides. RefSeq lists its product as uncharacterized. The record is from RefSeq and is a predicted model, not a curated record. NCBI's taxonomy places the organism in Eukaryota, Metazoa, Chordata, Actinopteri, Anabantiformes, Osphronemidae. The coding region runs from base 79 to 1371 and encodes 430 amino acids. The transcript is spliced from 6 exons.
AAAAAAAGUUGGUUCAAAUUUAAAAAAAACACAGGAGUAACAAAGGACACGUCAAGGCGUGUGAACAUCACACUGACAAUGAUCAGCGAAAACCAUCGGCGGCAGAGACACGCGGCCUUCGUGCCGUUCCCGCGCUCCACCUGGAUUCAUCCGCACGUGCCGUGCGACGACUUUGACCGUGUUUGCAAAGUCAUCUGGGCGAGAGCAAAGAAGUGCGAGGCGAGGCUCGGCAGAGGUUACGGUGCUGCUGGCAACAAGCGGACGCACCGGGCCGAUGAGCAGCAGAGACAUACAAACGACUGGAGUGAGAACGCGCAGUGCGAGGAGGGGGUGCAGCAACGCUACUGCACCGAGUUCACCCUUCCCUGCCCUCAAGGCUCAGGCCGCGGGCGUCCCUGCGUUGCCAGGUCUGCACGGGCAACGAGUCCAGCGAUGGAGGAAAAGAUGAAGCUCAGUAAGGAAGAGACAGAGGGGAAAGGAGAUCUGGACAAAGGUGAACAACAGAACGGGAAGAUUUGGGUUCAUGAAUCCAGAAGCCAGUCAAUCAAUCAUUAUGACCCAUCUGGUGAAAGGUACCAGAGCGUGGACGAACACAAUCAGAGUGACUUUCCUCCGCUGUCCACCGCGGGGCGUGGACUUCUACCACACCCCACCGGGCCCCCGGCCUCAGGGAAGCUGCACGGCCAGUGGGAGAUUCCCCUUCCAAUCCGCCCACACAACCCCCCCGCUGACACGCUGGCUAGCGCUCCGGCGUCCGUCCAAGGCGGAGCAGAAGCACCUCGGGCAGCUUCCAAAACCUUCGCACCACCGGCAGCCCGGACGCAGCGGGGACCAUAUGACCUGCUGGCUGACUUCCCAGCUCUGCAGCCCCCGACGAGACCUUUAGCGCUGGGCGAGCGGCACGGUGGGAAUCCCAAAAGCAGAGACGCUGUGGGGGAAAGAGAGAUUAUUCAACGACCAAAUGAUGGCCAGGAGGCCAAGGCUGUUGCAGGUGCAGAUGGCGCAGGCGUUAAUGCCAGGUCCUGGGCCUGCGCUGCCAAAGCAGGCAUGAAGCAAGCAGCUGCCCCUCAGGAGAGAGCCAGACCUUGUAGCUUUCAGCAGCUAGUUACCAUUAACAGAGCCAAAGCUGUCAAUCAGAGCGCCACCAACAAAGGGGCUCCGUCGUUCAUCGGCUGUCAGGCUCCGGCUCGGGGAGUCGGUCCUCUGGAGGCCGGUUCAUGUCGUGACCCCAACCGGUUCGUCAGACUUGUUUACCCUCCAUCCCAGCAGCUCUCACUACGACAGUGCUUCUCCAGGCGGCGACGGCUCCUUCCUGUCAGCCUCUCACUGAGCCAUAGAAAAACCAACGAAGAAGAAUUAAAACCUUUCUGAAACAUUUCAAAACACAGCUGCUGCUAAACCGUCUAUCACAUACAGUAUUUGUACUUGUAGCGUGUCCUUGGAAGUUAUUAGAACUGCGCUGCAUGUGUUUGUUAAGUCGUCUGCGCCCGGCGGAUGUGUCGAUUCGGCUGUGAAUUGCAUAUCGGUUUAUUUUGUCGGUUUAUUAUGUCGUCCAAUAAAAAAAGAUUUUAACAGCUACGGCUAAUUUCCUGAAAGCAAACACUUUGUGGGUU